CUUCUUUCCUCUCCACCGUAUUUCUAUCUCUCCACUCUCUUCCCCUUCUCAUCUCUCCCCUACUCUCAUCAAAUCCUCCUCUUCUUGUCCACCAUCUUCCUUCACAUACAGAGAAAGGAGAGAGAGAGAGAUAGAGUUCAUGAUUUGAUCUAACAUAUUUUCUCUCUCUACUGUAUCUAAACUUCUCUCAUAGUUCUCUCAUGGUUUCCAUCAUAUAUGGAAGAAGAUGCGCCACUUCCUCACCAAUUUCCACACCAUGCUCUCGUGGUUCGACAAAAAGCUCCACCAAGCAACCAAACUACUUCACCGUAGUGAAACCAGAACCGACGACAGCGCCGCCACCUCGCCGGUGGCGGAGUGCUACGCCUGCACCCAACCGGGCGUACCGAGCUUCCACUCCACCACCUGCGACCAGGCCCACUCGCCCGAAUGGGCCGCCUCCGCGGGCUCCUCCCUAAUCCCAAUCCAACCCAAUACCACUGAUCACGCCAACGCUCCACCACCGCCUGAGCAACGGACCAAGCAUAAAACCCAAUGGGUUCUUGACCCGCGUAGCCCGCGGGUCCAGCGUUGGAACCGCGCCUUGCUUUUGGCUCGAGCAGUGGCUUUGGCUCUCGACCCGCUGUUCUUUUACUCGCUCUCCGUCGGCGACGGCGGCGGCGCGCCGCCUUGUCUUUUUAUGGAUGGAGGAUUAGUUGUGGCGGUGACGGUGCUGCGAACGGCGGCUGACGCCGCACAUUUGGCGCAUAUAUGGCUACAGAUGAGGAUGGCCUACGUGUCGAGAGAGUCGCUUGUAGUUGGGUGCGGGAAGCUCGUAUGGGACGCGAGAAUGGUGGCGGAGCAUUAUUUGAGAUCCAUUAAGGGAUUCUGGUUUGAUCUCUUCGUUAUCCUUCCUGUUCCUCAGGUAUUUAUUUCUUUCUGUUAUGAUAGUAUUUCUGAGAUAAAGCUGAUAAUGACAAUACUUAUAAUGAUAUUCUUGUUCCAGUUUCUACCCAAAGUUUAUCACAUUAUAUGUGUGAUGAGAAGGAUGCAGAAGGUCACUGGUUUCAUUUUCGGUUCAAUUUGGUGGGGCUUUGGACUCAAUCUCAUUGCUUAUUUCAUUGCUUCACAUGUAGCUGGAGGCUGUUGGUAUGUUCUUACAAUUCAAAGAAUUGCUUCUUGUCUGAAGCAGCAAUGUGAGAAAAAUAAAACCUGCGAUCUCCUAUCCUUUGCCUGUUCUAAGCAAGUGUGCUACAAUCUUCCCUUCUCAUCAAAUGUGAAGAGUAUUUCAUGCCAGACCUUCAAUUUCACUACAGAAACUACAGCAGUUCAAAAUGAUCCUACAUGUUUAAAAGUUAACGGUCCAUUUCCAUAUGGAAUCUACAACACAGCUCUUCCUGUUGUUUCCAGCAAUUCACUAGCUGUUAAAAUCCUUUACCCAAUAUUCUGGGGCCUUAUGACUCUCAGCACAUUUGGCAACAAUUUGGAGCCAACAAGUCACUGGCUUGAAGUCAUAUUCAGCAUAACUAUUGUCUUGAGUGGUUUGAUGCUCUUCACCUUGUUGAUUGGAAACAUUCAGGUAUUUUUGCAUUCAGUGAUGGCGAGGAAGAGAAAGAUGCAGCUGCGGUGCAGAGAUAUGGAGUGGUGGAUGAGAAGAAGACAACUUCCUUCUCAGCUGAGACAGAGAGUUAGACAAUAUGAAUUGCAGAGAUGGGCGGCAACAAGAGGGGAGGAUGAGAUGGAGAUGAUCAAAGAUUUACCAGAAGGGCUAAGGAGAGAGAUCAAGCGUCAGCUGUGCCUUGAUCUCAUCAAACAGGUUCCUAUAUUUCAUAAUCUGGACGACCUUAUCCUUGACAACAUAUGCGAUCGAGUAGAACCACUGGUUUUCUCCAAAAAUGAGAAGGUGAUUAGAGAAGGAGACCCUGUAAAGCGCAUGGUAUUUAUAGUCAAAGGGACCUUGCAAAGCAACCAACAACUUAGCAAAGGAAUGGUAGCCACUUGCAUGCUAGGCCCUGGUGGCUUCUUCGGGGAUGAGCUUCUCUCAUGGUGUCUUCGUCGUCCAUUUGUCGACCGCCUGCCUGCUUCUUCUGCAACCUUCGUUUGCAUCGAGCCUACAGAAGCCUUUGGUCUCGACGCACCUCAUCUAAGAUACAUCACUGAGCACUUCAGGUAUAAAUUUGCAAAUGAGAAGCUUAAGAGAACAGCAAGGUUUUAUUCUGCAAAUUGGCGAACUUGGGCUGCUGUAAACAUACAGCUUGCAUGGCGCCGUAACAGAGCAAGAAGAAUGGGCAUCAGUGUUGUCAUUGAGCCAUCGGAAAACGACGGCGAUGAGCGCAGGCUUCGACGUUAUGCAGCAAUGUUCAUGUCACUGAAACCUCAUGAUCAUCUUGAAUGAAACAAGAUGGGGGUAGAUAUAUAGCUAUUUGUUGUCGUUGCAUGGUGUUUGUCAGUUUGACAAUUACAUGAAGUUAUUCAUGUAUGAAUAAGCAACGUCCAUCUUAGAAGAGUUGGAAUUUGAGCCAACAGUUCAUUAUUUGAGUAAAUAAGAAGUGCUGUUAAUAAUUUCACAUUUAAAUUUGUGUGACAUGGAUGCAUUAAUCUAAGGAGAAAUGCAUCUAAUGGCAAACAUGAAUGUAACAGCCCAAAUUCUUAACUAUUGAGGUAUUGUCUGUUUAAGCCUGAUACGCUCAUGAUUUUUUUC
Dendrobium catenatum is the source of this 2680-nucleotide messenger RNA. RefSeq names its product cyclic nucleotide-gated ion channel 2. The record is from RefSeq and is a predicted model, not a curated record. The transcript has 7 exons. NCBI's taxonomy places the organism in Eukaryota, Viridiplantae, Streptophyta, Magnoliopsida, Asparagales, Orchidaceae. Bases 227 to 2374 code for a protein of 715 amino acids.